CCAUGACGGUAAGGCGAGAGGGACACAAAACAUAAACAUUCUCCAGGUUGAUAGUGCUAAAGGUGACUAUCGCCACUUGAAAGGCAAUUUAGGGACACGAGCAACGUUGCGGCCUUCGCUGUCUUAGGUAACCCAUACUGUGAUAAAGAAUGGGGGUGAAAGACUGCCCUCAGUGUUACUUUGAUGUGGAGCUCAACAGGGAGCCAGUGGGACGCAUAGUCUUUCAGCUUUUCUCUGACGUUUGUCCCAAGACAAGCAAAAACUUCCUCUCUUUGUGCACUGGUGAAAAGGGAACUGGAAAAACCACUGGGAAAAAGCUGUGCUUCAAAGGCUCCACAUUUCACAGAGUUGUGAAGAACUUCAUGAUUCAAGGAGGAGACUUCACUGAAGGAAACGGAAGAGGGGGAGAGUCUAUAUACGGUGGCUACUUUGAGGAUGAGAACUUCAUUCUUAAACAUGACAGAGCCUUCCUACUGUCGAUGGCCAACCGGGGAAAAGAUACUAAUGGUUCUCAAUUCUUCAUCACAACCAAAUCAGCACCUCAUCUAGAUGGAGUCCAUGUGGUAUUUGGAUUGGUCAUCUCAGGUUUUGAGGUGAUAAAGAAAAUUGAGGGGCUAAAAACGGAUUCUGCCAGCAGGCCCUAUGCUGAUGUCAGAGUGAUUGACUGUGGACAGCUGAUCACAAAGUCUGCUAAUGAUGUUCUUGAGACCAAGAGAAAAAGAACAUCCUACUCUGCAGACUCCUCCCUUAGUUCUCAGGACACUUCUCAAUCCUCCUCACCCAUGGAGUCUGAUAGUGAAUCAGACCAAAAACAAAGACACCGCAAGAGCAGCACCAAGAGCAAGCGGUCAAAGAAGAGAAGGGGCAUAUCAAAAUGGGGGACCCCUAAUGAUAGAGCACCACCUACCUUAAGAAGGCCUGUGGAUGGAGACAUGGUGGUGGCAGAAGAAAAGGAGGGAGAGUAUGGAGAGAAGGAGCAGGUUGUGAAGAGAGAAAAACCUGUAGUUCGACCAGAGGAGAUCCCACCAGUGCCAGAGAACCGUUUUUUACUUAGAAGGGACAUGCCCACACAGGAACAGGAGCCAUACAUUAUGGUUCAAGAAGCAUCUACCCUUCCAAAUGACGUAAAACCGACAAUCACAAAAUCUGGACGCAAGAUCAAAGGCAGAGGGACAAUGAGGUAUCAUACGCCUCCAGGGUCGAAGUCCCACUCUGCAUCUGAGGAAGAGAGGGGACACAGUGAAACUCCACCACACUGGAAAGAGGAGAUGCAGAGAACUAAGAAUUAUCAGCCUCCGAGUGUUGAGAAGUGGAGAAAAGGAGAAAAAUUUAAUGACCGUUCUUCAAGCAGAUGGGAUGACAGUGACUCUGCAUGGUCUCUGUCAACCAGGUGCUCUUUGGACGACAGCUCUGAGAGGUCCAGCCAGAACCACAGACACAAGAAAGAAAAGAAAAAGGCUAAACACAAGAAGAAGGCUAAAAAGCACAAACAUGCCAAGAGACGCAAAAGCUUCAAACGCAAACCUGUUGUCUCUGAGGCUGAGAAAUCCCUGUCCUCGGGUAGAGACUCAAAGGUUUCCAGCCACCCUGAAAGUGUAUCCCAAUCGCCAUCCCACUUUCAAUACACACAAAGAUGCUCCCCUAGGAAGAAGAGAGGCAAGAGAUAUCGGUCUUCCUUUUGUAGGGAAUCGCAUUCCAAUUCUCGGUUGUCCUCUCUCAGUCGUUCCAUAUCUCGUGGGAAGAUCAGCUCCUUUUCAAAGUCUAGUUCCAGGAGUAGAUCUAUGUCUCGGUCUCGAGCCAUAUCCCGGUCACUCUCUAGAUCAAGAUCUAGGUCCAGGUACAGUUCAUCAAUAUCUCCAAGAUCCCCCAGAAUGGCCAAGCUUGCCAACAUUGGCAAACCAAAGCCAGAGAACCUGGUCCAGGAAUCAGUCAAGUGUGGAGAGAUCAAGACUACAUUUGUCACUUCCACCCCAACCCCUGAAAUUACCCCUGUCAUCCCCAUGAGUGACAGUCCCCCGCCUUCACGGUGGAAACCUGACCAGAAGCCCUGGAAGCCUUCCUAUGUGCGCAUCCAGGAGAUCAAGGCCCCAAAGAUGGACACAACUUCUCUAGCCAUUUUUGAGCAGGCCGCCAAUGGUUCGACUUCGAAAGAGGUCAAACCCUUGAUUACUCAAAAACAAUACCCAGAAAAUUCCCACAGUGAAAGGAGCCAAAAAAACAAGAGGCACAAGUGCAAGAGAUGGUCACGCAGUGGGUCGUCCAGAAGCAGUACGUACAGUCGAUCGUAUCGUCAAUCCAAAAGUAGGCGGAGAUCCAGGUCUAGGUUGCGAUCUCCGGGUCAUUAUGACAUCCUGUCAUCCUCUUACAGUAGGUCUGACUCCAAUGACUCUCGAAAGAGAAGCAGUUAUAAAAGAAAGUCUCUAGACAAAGGAUGGAAGUGGUAUUACAGUGCUCUGAAAAGAAUCUAUAAUUUAGAUAAGCAUAUUACCAUCCCCAAUACUCCAAAUCCUAUUUCAGAGUCUGUAGAUGAAUCAAGGAGGGAAUGCAGUCCUGAUCUCAGACGUAACACCUCAACGGGAUGCAGCCCUUUGAAGCCAUCAAUGGAUGGAAGCCAUUCCCAAGAAGAGGAGGCAAAACGUAUCCAAUCAUUGCCAUUGGCGAAGCACAAUAGUGAAUCUGAAGUGGAUGGUGAUGGGGAUAAACUUGGCAAAAACAACCCCCUCCCAAAAAAACUAGGGAAAGCUGACACAAUUCUUGACAAGAAGUUGACAGUUCAUGUAGGGUGGGAUUCUGAGAGUGAAUCUGUGAAAAUGCAGAACAAGAUGGUAGCCACUGAGCAUAAACAUGUCUCGGAGAAAGAGGAGGGUGAGGCCAGUUCAGAGUCAGAGAAAGACAACGUUGUGCGUUUACACAUCAAAUUGAUAAAAAAGCCUGAGAGGGAAGCAGAAACGGAGAAGUACAAGAUCCGUAAGAAGGCUAAACGGAAGCAUAAACACAAGAGGAGAAGCGUCACAAAACUAAGCUCUCACAGAUUGAAGGAAAAGAUAUCCAAGAGUAAAUUUCAUAAUCUGAGAGAAACAUUCCACUGGCAGCCACCACUGGAGUUUGGGGAGGAAGAGGAGGAAGACGAUUCUCAGAUAGAGAAAUGUCCAAACCAGAAACUUGUCUCUGUUAAGGGUGACUUAGCAAGAGAUGUCAAAGGAAAACCAGGCAAGUCUCCUGGCCUUGAGUAUGUCUGCCAGGGCAAUAAUGUUUCAAAACAGCCAAAGCCUUCAUGUACGGAAUACCAGCAAGAGAUGACCAAAGAACUGAACGCAAAACAAAGUGUUCAAGCUAACUCAAAACAAUGUGCAUGCAAAGAUAUCUCUGAUAACAAAAUGGGAAUUUGCAGUUCACAUUUGCCAAAGAUGCUAGAUAACACUGAGUCCUUAGAUGAUAUGGAGCUCUGCAGCCCAGAACAGAGCACCCCUGAGCCUCCUGUUCUUUCAAACAAACUAAAUGAAAAUACUUUCACAACCUCCUCGCACAAACGAACAGAUGAUUGUGAUACUCUGCCUCAACCUCUUCUCAAUCAACAACAGUCUUUAACCUCUGGAUCCACAGAUAUGGUAGCUAGCGGACAACAUGGAGAAAUUGUCCAAGGAAAAACUACCAGAGCUGUGUUUGACCUCAAAUGGAAGCCUCUAAAAGGAAUGGCAGCUGUCCAGGCAGAAAACCCAACCCCAGUGGCUAUAAAGAACACAAGAACACAGGAAAACAUGGCAUCCCAAGGGUUCAGGAUAGAAAUUAAAAGUAAAAGCCGGGUCCGGCCUGGAUCCUUAUUUGACGAGGUCCGAAAGACUGCCAGACUAAACCAGAGGCCCAGGAACCAAGACAGCUCCAGUGAGGAGAGAUCCCCGUCUGAGACUAGAAACAGGGGAGGGUCAUGGAGCUGGUCCACCAGAAAGUCUGGCUCAGUCUCCAGCCAAAGGUCCUUUUCCAGAGGCCGGUCAAAGUUCUACAGCAGAUCCAGGAGUCGGUCAUGGAGCUCCAGCUCUUCUUCAAGGAGUCACACCAGUAGUCGAAAGAGACACAGUCGAGUGAGGUCUCGGUCUCGCAACAGUACAUAUGGCAGUUACAGGAGCUGCAGUCGGACAUACAGUAGAAGCCAUUCCAGGAGUCGCUCGUACGGUCGGCACAGGAGGUCCAGGUCAGACUCCAAUUACAGCUACUCCAGUCGCAGCCGGAGCACAAGCAGGAGAUAUCGAGGUUAUAGACGGAGUACCAGCUACAGAAGCUCAGACCGCCACUCCAGGUCUUCUUGCUCCUCCAGUCACAGCUCAUCCAGACAUGGACGUCAUAGUCACAGCAGUAGGUACAGCUGAGCUAGAGUCUGGGGGGACUGUCUGUCAGAGUUUUUCUGUUUGUUUUCAUGUAAUCAUUUAACCUGUAUUGCUUUGUAAAGGUUCUCCUUUGUAAAUUAAAACAAAAUAUAUUCAAUGUCUUAUGUUGUACUAUAUUAUACUUACUUCAUAUAGGGGGCAAAGUUAUACAAAAUAAAAUAAUAAUAAUUGUGAGAGUUAUUCCAAACUGUAAUUUUACUGGAUUUUAAUGAGUUCAUCUUGGUUUUAUACACUGAACAAACUAAAUGUAACAUUACAAACUACUAUGAUGUCAAGCAAGUUCUUAUAAGUGUUUGAUUUACCAGUGGGUUUUGAACUAUUGGUUAUCACAGCAUCAUGUAUAAUGUGUAUGAAUACCUUACACUGCACAGUUCGAAAGGUCUUUCUACAAAAGGGAAAUUACUUUUAGUAAAUUUGAUGUCAUGCUCCCAUUUCUUUAAAGCUAUGGUUAUUUUGUCAGUACUGCAUUGUUUAAGACUAAUAUAUCUGAUUGUAUUAUGAAUGUAAUAAUGACGUAUGCUGUCAAUGAAAUUGUUGAAUUGUUUUCAACAUCUUAAGGGAAUAAAAAGCCUUUGUCUUU
Molecule: messenger RNA, 4962 nt
Organism: Osmerus eperlanus (European smelt)
Lineage: Eukaryota; Metazoa; Chordata; Actinopteri; Osmeriformes; Osmeridae
Gene: nktr
Product: natural killer cell triggering receptor
Exons: 17
Coding region: 150-4364 (1404 amino acids)
Biological process (GO): protein peptidyl-prolyl isomerization; protein folding
Molecular function (GO): peptidyl-prolyl cis-trans isomerase activity
Source: RefSeq, a predicted model, not a curated record